Molecule: messenger RNA, 186 nt
Organism: Racocetra persica
Lineage: Eukaryota; Fungi; Glomeromycota; Glomeromycetes; Diversisporales; Gigasporaceae
Source: the annotation of a GenBank genome assembly
UAUUAGAGUUAGAAAAUGGAUCUACUUAAAACUUCCUAACCAGCAGGAAGAUACGAUUGAGUUAGAAAAUCAUAAAGUCAAUUUAUUGCUUAGAAUAUUUAUUGAGAGUGGUGCCGUUUUAUCUGGAUCGGAAUUAAAUUAUUUUAAUGUUUUUGACCAAUGCAUUGAAAUUAAACCCGAGCAGCG